AUGAAGCUCCCCGCCGUCACCCUCGCCCUCGUCGCCGCUGCCCUCAGCGCACCGACCCCAAUUAAGCGCGAUGACCUGGCCGCCGUCAACAAGCGCACCUUCGGUCUCCUUGCCAGCCUUGCCGGCCACGGCGGCCUCAGUGGCCACGCUGGCCUUGCAGGCGAUGCCAGCGCCAGUGAUGAAGAUUGCGCUGAGGGAUCUGCAGGCGGCAGCGCGGGCCUCAGUGGCUCUGCUGGUCUCGGUGGCCAUGCCGGUCUUAGUGGCUGGGGCGGUCUGAGCGGCAGUGGUAGCUCCUCCGGUCACGCUGGCCUUGGUGGAUGGUCUGGUCUUAGUGGAAGUGGCGAUCUUAGUGGUGGAUUGGAAGGUUCUGGUAGUGCUAGCGGUUCUGCUGGCAUUGGGGGUUCUGGGUCAGCUGGAGGGUCUGCGGGUAUUGGCGGCUCUGGCAGCGCCGAAGGCUCUGCUGAAGGCUCUGCUGAAGGCUCUGCUGAAGGCUCGACUGGUGGCUCUGCUAGUGGCUCAGGUAGCAUAGGAGGAUCUGGAUCUGCAGGCGGUUCUGCUGGCAUUGGGGGUUCCGGUUCUGCUGAAGGGUCUACUGAAGGCUCUGGCAGUAUUGAAGGUUCUGGCAGCGCUGGAGGCUCCGCGGAAGGUUCUUCUGAAGGCUCCAUUGGUGGUUCUGUAGGAGGAUCUGGUAGCAUCGAAGGGUCCGACAGUGCUGGUAGCUCUGGCGAGUCUGGAUAUGGCUCCGACUGUGACGAUAGUGAUGUCUCUUCCACGACUGGUGAUGAGGAAUCUGACAGCGGUGACGCAUCUGACACCGGCGAAGGUGAUGCGAGUGCCGAGGGUUCUGGCAGUGCAGACGCCUCUGGCGACGGCGAAGGCUCAGCUGAUGUUGACGGUGAUGGCAGUGCUUCUGCAUCCGGGGAUGGGGAAGGUUCGGCUGAUGUCAACGGUGACGGCAGUGCUUCAGCCUCCGGCGACGGUGAGGGCUCUGUGAGUGUUGACGGUGACUCUGGAAGCGCUUCUGCCUCUGCCAGUGGCCAUGGCUCCGCCAGCGUUACGGGCUCUGGCAGUGCCUCGGCCUCAGGAAGUGGAAGUGCCUCAGCCAAUAUUAACUAA
Molecule: messenger RNA, 1116 nt
Organism: Aspergillus nidulans FGSC A4
Lineage: Eukaryota; Fungi; Ascomycota; Eurotiomycetes; Eurotiales; Aspergillaceae
Exons: 1
Coding region: 1-1116 (371 amino acids)
Source: RefSeq, a predicted model, not a curated record